AUGGCGCCACGCUCGCAAUUGGAGAUCACCACCUCGUCUGUCUUGCGCCUGGUCAAGGAAGAAGCAUCUUACCAUCAAGAAUAUCAACAACAGACAGAGCGCAUUAAGAAAUUAGAGAGUCAACAGGGCGGCGAUGACGAGAACAAAGAGUAUCUGUUGAGGCAAGAGCGUCUUGCACUUGAAGAAACCAAGAAGGUCCUCCCGGUCUUGAAAAAGAAGCUCGAAGAUACGAUAGCGACGCUCCAGAGUCUCCUGACCGAGGAGGGCAAGAAAGGACCCCAGAGCAACGUCGAGCACAUCAAUGCUGCCAAGGACGCUAUUUCAAAGGCCAGGACGGCUGAGCGGGAGAUCGCUUGA
Aspergillus oryzae RIB40 is the source of this 357-nucleotide messenger RNA. Its product is annotated as putative tubulin-specific chaperone Rbl2. Gene Ontology annotation, biological process: tubulin complex assembly; post-chaperonin tubulin folding pathway. Gene Ontology annotation, cellular component: microtubule cytoskeleton; cytosol. Gene Ontology annotation, molecular function: beta-tubulin binding. Bases 1 to 357 code for a protein of 118 amino acids. Lineage: Eukaryota; Fungi; Ascomycota; Eurotiomycetes; Eurotiales; Aspergillaceae. The transcript has 3 exons. The record is from RefSeq and is a predicted model, not a curated record.